AUGUGGGGCUCCUUAUUGAAAACCUCGAACAAAAGUGGUGCUAGGUUCUGGAAACCAAUUUGGACACAAUAUUGUAGCAUGACGUCAGCUUCCACGGAUUCUCCGCUGAAAUACUAUGAUAUUGGGUUGAAUCUGACAGAUCCUAUGUUUCACGGUAUUUACAAUGGGAAACAGUAUCAUCCAGCAGAUUAUAUAAAAAUCUUGGAGCGUGCUACUCAGAGGGAUGUGAAAGUUGCGCUUGUUACGGGAUCAUCCAUAAUGGAGUCUCAAAGCGCCAUUGAGUUGAUCAACAGCGUCAAGGAUUGUAGCCCAUUAAAGCUGUACCACACAAUAGGUGUUCACCCAUGUUGUGUGAACGAGUUUGCGGACGCUGGCAAAGAAGACAAGCCUAGUGCUUCUAUUGAUAAUCCUUCCAUGGAUGAAACAUAUAAUGAGUCGCUGUAUGGUAAAGUUAUUAGUAAUCCAUCCUUUGCUGCUGGCAAACUGAAAGAGCUUUAUAGUUUGAUGGAUCAGCAAUUAAAAGCUGAAAAUACAAGUUUCAGGUCAAUUGGCGAGAUCGGGCUCGACUACGACAGAUUUCACUAUAGCUCCAAAGAAAUGCAAAAGCUUUUUUUUGAAGAGCAACUGAAAAUAAGCUGUUUGAAUGACAAACUCAACGGCUAUCCAUUGUUUCUACAUAUGAGGAAUGCAUGUGAUGAUUUUGUCCAAAUCUUGCAAAAAUUUAUCUCCGGGUUUACUGAUGAGAAGGAUACUUUUCAGUUACAAAAGUUAGAUGCAUCGUCAUCCGGCGGCUUCUACAAAUUUCAUUCAGAUAAAAAACUAGUAGUCCACUCAUUCACUGGUUCUCCGGCAGAUCUGCAGAAGCUAUUGAACUUGUCACCCAACAUCUUUAUAGGAAUUAAUGGUUGUUCGUUGAGAAGCGAGGAAAAUCUAGCCGUUGUGAAGCAAAUACCAACACAAAGGUUGCUACUAGAGACAGAUGCUCCAUGGUGUGAGAUUAAAAGAACACAUGAAUCCUUCCAGUACUUGGCCAAAUACCAGGAGGCUAUGGCUUUCGAAUAUCCUGCCUUUAAGUCUGUCAAGAAAAAUAAGCUCGCUGACAAGCUAGAUGCUGGAGAACUUUACAUGGUGAAGGGCCGUAAUGAACCUUGUAAUAUGGAACAAGUAGCAAUUAUUGUAUCGGAAGUGAAGGGCAUAGAUCUGGCUACGUUAAUAAAUACUACGUGGAAGACAACCUGUAAGAUAUUUGGAGAGUAA
This is a messenger RNA of Saccharomyces paradoxus, 1257 nucleotides long. Its product is annotated as 3'-5'-exodeoxyribonuclease. Gene Ontology annotation, cellular component: cytosol. Gene Ontology annotation, molecular function: 3'-5'-DNA exonuclease activity. Lineage: Eukaryota; Fungi; Ascomycota; Saccharomycetes; Saccharomycetales; Saccharomycetaceae. The transcript has a single exon. The record is from RefSeq and is a predicted model, not a curated record. The coding region runs from base 1 to 1257 and encodes 418 amino acids.